This is a messenger RNA of Suillus fuscotomentosus, 2424 nucleotides long. RefSeq lists its product as uncharacterized. Bases 1 to 2424 code for a protein of 807 amino acids. The transcript is spliced from 3 exons. Lineage: Eukaryota; Fungi; Basidiomycota; Agaricomycetes; Boletales; Suillaceae. The record is from RefSeq and is a predicted model, not a curated record.
AUGGGAUAUUUGAAGGAGUAUGUUGAUCGAGGAGUGCAAACUUCAUGUUCCUCACAAUCAGCAACAACACCAGACUUGGCAGCGGUUGGUGCUCCUCAAGCUCCCUUCGAUGACUGUGACUCUGGGCCGCUUUUACACGAGAUCACAAUCGGGUUGCCAUUAGUCGAGCCAGAAUUAUCUCCUUCGCAUUUUUCUGUUCGUGAUAACAACGCAUAUAGUCGGUCCAAUCUCCAGCACAAUAGCCCCAUUAGCCCCAUGUGCGCACCCUUGAUAUCUCGUCGCGUUCCUAGGCGCAAAUUAUUCCUAGUCGAACGUCGCCCAGAAGGAAAAACCGUCGAAAGACGCGUAAUUUCUAUGCCGGACGACAUGUCGGCGCAGCAUAUCAAGUUGGACUCUCAAGAUAGCAUGCGGGUGGUUUCCAUGCCCGAGUAUCUCGCGGCUGCCGUUGACCUGUCUCUGGAUUCGAUUGAGUCUCCUUCCGCAGGCGCAUCCUUCGGGUCGUCGUACAUUGAGAAACGCCAUCGAGUCAGAGUUUGUCCCCCGCCUUCAGAUGUCCCGCACACGCCUUCUCCACCAUCAUCUCCCGAGUCGAUACUCAUCAUCGACAGUCAUGCUCAGCUUCCUGAUGGAUUCCUUCGACAAAGAUAUUCCAAAAAGACAGCCUCACCCGGACAUGGUUUGUGCUGGACGACAUGGGCAAGUUCUCCUCCCCGCCCUAUCCCAGCACUUCAUGGUCCGCUUUCUCUUCCAUAUGCCCGCUGUCCAUCGGGAGCUGAAGGAACGAUCAUCGAAGAGCCAGGCAACGUCUCUCGAAUGAUAUGGGGCUUAGGCCAAGACGAAUCUUGUCAAUAUCGUGGUGAUAGUGAGCAUACGGAUGACGACAUACGUCAUAAGUCCACCUCUCGCCCCCAGGUUACAUAUCAAACGCAAAAGAGACACGUACUCCAGAAACCUUAUCAGAUACGAGCGGCUGCGAAUAACAAGAAUACGUUCAAAGGGGUCGCUAGCGGAGGAACUUCCACUGUUCAUCAUCGCCCUGACCAUGAACAUCGCAUUCAUGGACACUCACAGACACCCCAUCUACGUGAGUCAAAAGCUGAACCAGCCAUUAGCAGUCUUCCUUUCUCGGGUUCUUGGCGAUCCGAAACUGGUAUACCGACUGUUCGCGAAUCGGAGGCCCACGAAAUAGGCUUUGGCUCAUCGUUCAACGAUCAAAAACUUCUCUUGGAUUUGCAGCUCGCAUUUGCCCAGCAGUCGCUUCAGAACACUGCACUCAAUCAAGCUUAUCCUGAAGGCCUCAAGCCCGUUUUUCCGGUUUCCAAUCAUUCACAUGCCACUCCGGUUUACCCGAAAAUCUUCGUGGAACCGCGUCUUAAUGAGGUGGUCAAUGCAGCACAACGUCAGUCCGCCAUGGAGAUUGCCCAGCAGUAUCGUCAACGUCAGGAGUUCCGUCUCAAGCAACAGGCUGCUCUACCUACUCCGCCAAGUUCUUCCUCUCCCCAGUGGUCAUCAAACUUCUCGCCUUAUCAGUAUCCUUCCGUAUCUCCGGAUAUGGACAUUCAAAACACAUUAGGUCUACCUCAUCACACCCAGCAAGUACAAUGCCCCUUCUUGGAUACAUCCCAGCCAGCCAGGCUCUUGUACGAUCGCCAGGAUAACAAUGUCGAGACUCAUUUCUUCGAUGGAAAUGGAAAUGGCGGCUAUGCUUCUGUGCUUUCGCGUCAUGACAGGGACGUCCCUUCUGCAGUCCAUCGGCAUCCUUCGGAUAUUUCUGGUGGUCUUGCCAAUUAUUUGCGCGAUAUGCAGACAUUGUCUUCUCAGCAGCCUCGUUAUGCUGGUACCGCCGAACUUUCGCUGGCGGCAGCUACUCGCCACCCCGUCAGUACUGGUCGUACUGUUGUCUCCGUUGCUCCUCCCUCGCCUGAGUCACCUGGGUCACGAUCUCGAAGUAUCUCCUAUCAGCAACCCAGGUCUGUUCCCCUUGCGCGGUUAAUACAACGCCGACUGUCUUCUGUACCGGAAGAGGAACUCAACGGUCUGGCGGACACCUCGUCUAUAUCUGCUUAUCGAUUCACCGAUUAUCACCAGCGCAGUUUCUCCUCCCGUGAUUAUUCUGAUGACAAUCCAACACCUCGCAGGUACCACCAAGAACAGCAUCUUGGCGUUCCUGCUGUCAGUCAUGCGAGCGUUCCUUGCCCGGACUCUGUUAACGAAUAUGAAGCCCAGCCGUACUCAUUCCUUCAUGGAGCAUCGCCCGCAAAGGUCCGUCUUCCUUCGGCGCAAGAACAGGAAGAAUACCUCGAUCGAAGCCGCGUACAAUCGCGGUCCAAAGGAGGGGGAGUGAUGGACAUAUCACAGCAGUUCAAGAAAAAGCCGCGCGGGAGGAAAACAAGGAGCGACGCGUGUCCGAUUUCCGCUCGAUGA